CGUUCUGUGUUUGUUGUAUUGCCUAUCCGCGAGUAACUCGACUGUCACCAAUAUCAUCAAUAUCAUCGUUUUUCCCGCUUUUGUUCUUGAAGAAAAAUUUCAUUAAUCGCCGUCAUAUUGCAAUCUGUUUUAGUUAUUCUAUGGGAGUGGGUUUUCACAAGUGAUAAAGUUUCAGCAACAGUGAAAUUUAGUAUUUCCUAUGCAACUCUACGUCAAAUGCGAUGCUCAGCAAUUACAGCAACUGCUCCAGUUGUUAGGCUCGGGACAAUCGACACUGUGUGAAUGCGUGUGUGGUGAUUAGUGUCUGUGGGUGACGCUGGAAAGUAGAUUUCAUUUUAGGUUGUUAUAACUGAGAGUAUAAAGAUGAAAAUUGAAAAUCAGUUGGAUGUAAAGGAUACUGUACCAUCAGAUCUUCUGAAUGGGAAAGAAGCUUCCACUUCUGGUGGACCAGCUGGAAACCUGCAGGUAGAAGAGAAGCGUAGAAGGGCCUGGGAGCAGUGGUCUGCUGAUGAUAUUGCAGCUUUCUUUGAAGGCCUAAAUGAGUUUGGCAAGGAUUUCGAUGCAAUACAAAAUUGUUUAUAUACUAAAAAUAGAAAAAAGAGCCUAGUUAACUCAACAAAUAUCAAGAACAAAGAUCAGGUGCGCCAUUUCUACUACAGAACAUGGCACAAGAUAUCAAAGUAUCUUCUACCAACCCCAGAUGAAGGCAAACGAAUGCACAAGGAACUUUAUGGACUAAUCAACUAUGGAGAAAUGUGGAAAAAGUUGGGUGGUUAUUUCAAUGAUCGCUGUGGAGAAAAACUCAAUGAACUGGUCCAGCAAGGUGUUACAUCUGUGAAGAUUAAGGGAAAAAGCUAUAGAAUCAAAACACCUGUCUGCCAAGCAUUAAAACGUCUUCAGUCCCCUGGAACAGAAACUCAGAAAUUGCCCUCGGUUCCAGAGAGGAUUGUGAUGGAACUCACACCCUGUUGUAAUGCCGAUUUUCUUCGUGUUCAGUCCGUCGCUCACAACCCUCGUAUACGUAUUAGCACCGAUAGCUCUUUGCCUUUAUCAUCCAUCAUCAGUUUUCUCACGAAAAAAUGGAAACCUCGUUCAAUACUUGAAGCCGAAUCUGCAGCUGAAGAUGAACUUAUCAUGCGAAUAACCCCAGACACCAAGCAGGCUGUAUCGAUUGGCAGUACAAAAAAGGGGCGUAAGAGAACAUUUAGCGGACAAGAUCAAAUGGAUGAAACUGAAGUGAAAUUAGAAGUCAAAAGCUGGAUCCUUGACACGUCUGACCAGGUGACAGUGGGGGAGGUUUACAACAUAUGCGGAGGUUCCGAAGGUCGACUACAACUUACUUACGCCUGGGAGCGACGUAGCAAACCAGAACAAGAUUCUGACCAUACGACGGGACGAGAUGUCGUAUCUUUGCUUGCCGCAUUGGUUAAUAUUGCAAAAAGCUCUUUGAUGAAGAGUCAACCGAGUGGAGAAAUAUUCCCAGUCAAGAAGGCUGCGCGUCGUCAAAUAAUCCCUUCACAACCAUCAGACGGGUCUUCAUCGGAAAUGGGAGGGUUGGUAGGGGGAAACAAUUCGGCAAGGUCACCUUUGAGUGAAGCUAGUCCCACUCAAAACAUUUCAAUAGAGUCUCCCAUUCAGUUUUCCCGCAUGAGGCAGCGGCUCCGACGUCCGCUCCGUUAUGGUUCCUCGUUGAAACGCGGUUCUCUCGCCGCAACAUUGAACAAAAUGCCCGGUCCGUCGCCAGUUAUAACGUGGCCUCAUCCAUCAUCCCUGAUGGCCCAAUCCACCACAGUCAACAUAACUUGGCCACCAGAAGAAAACGGUAAUGGAACGGGUUCGUUUGUUCUGCAAGUUCAUCUUGAUGGCCAACAACAGCAUCAGCAGACGCAAAACGAAACGUCACCGCCACCAUCAACGUCUUCUGCUCCAAUCUAUCUAUCUCCGAAGAAAGCAUCUCAUGUUCAAAGUGCAGCUGAAUUAGACCGAGACUUUUUCCGACCGCCCUCUAUUUUAUUACACACUCCUGUCAAAGCGGGUGGAUCCGGAGGUGGUUGGGCUACCGCUUCCACUGCUUCUUCGUUACCUUCUACUCCUAAUCGUUUACAAGAAUGGAUGUCUAUUUUAAUGCCUAAUACACCCGAGAAGAAUGGAAAUGAGUCUUCGUCGGUUAGGAGUAUCCCGUUUUCGAUACCGGAUAGUUUGAGUAGCUUUUUUGGAGAAAAUGGAACUUUGCCUUCUUUGGCCUCCAGUCUACACAGCGGGGAGGGUUCGACGUGGCAGAAUCGAGACGGUGACGAGAUAUCGCUAAGCAGUUUGCUGAAUCAAUUAGUUUCCCCAGCCAAGAGUACAGCUAGUAGUCGUUACACGGAUUUGAAACUUCCGUUUGAUUUGCAGUCGUUGGUGGCCGAUAACAGCGUGGAUCUGACAGCCAAAUUCGCCGAGUUGGCAGCUUCCAUAGCUGCUGCUGAUAGCAACACCUCUAAAAAUCGGCCUUAGAUUACAAAUUUAAAUAAUACUUCGUCGUUUCAAUUUGACAUAUACGUAUAUGUAUUUAAUUUAGCAAGGAAACUCUCCGCAGCCGCUAAUCUAUGUUUAAUUGAUUUCCUCUUCUGAAAUUACCUGAAAGAUCGUUUUCUAUUGUCUAAAUCAAGAAUUACCCCCCCCCCCCUUUUUUUUUCUUUUGUCAGCUGUUGGACUCUUUUAGAUUUCAGGACAAGUACAAGACAAACUUGAAAUGGUGUCCAGUUCCUUUUAAUCCUCAUGUAACUGUUGUAGAUGAUUCGGUACAAAUCCCAACCCUCAUCGCUGUUUUUAAUUAUGACACCAAUUAUAUCGUAUUUCAAUCCCGAUAAAAGAAAGCACUAAA
This is a messenger RNA of Daphnia pulicaria, 2866 nucleotides long. RefSeq lists its product as uncharacterized. Gene Ontology annotation, molecular function: chromatin binding. NCBI's taxonomy places the organism in Eukaryota, Metazoa, Arthropoda, Branchiopoda, Diplostraca, Daphniidae. The coding region runs from base 364 to 2496 and encodes 710 amino acids. Gene Ontology annotation, biological process: pattern specification process. Gene Ontology annotation, cellular component: nucleus. The transcript has 9 exons. The record is from RefSeq and is a predicted model, not a curated record.